Molecule: messenger RNA, 9535 nt
Organism: Choloepus didactylus (southern two-toed sloth)
Lineage: Eukaryota; Metazoa; Chordata; Mammalia; Pilosa; Megalonychidae
Gene: MICAL3
Product: microtubule associated monooxygenase, calponin and LIM domain containing 3
Molecular function (GO): protein binding
Source: RefSeq, a predicted model, not a curated record
ACAUUCUGGUUGGUACCACCCAAGCAACCUAUUCCCGUAGGUCCCCUGCGGCUCCGCGGAGGCCCAGGAGAGCGUGCGGCACGUCGGGGCUGACCUGCUACCUUUCCUCCGCUGUCUUCCCCAGCCGCCGCGGGAGUCGCCCGCUCCUGGUUACCACGGCAACCGUGACGAGCCCGCAGCCGGCUCCCGGGUCCGCCGCCCCGACUUUCCCAGCCCCGGCUGCGACGCAGCGGUGAGCGCGGGCGGGGAGAGGCAGGCGCCCGGGAUCCUCGUCCUUCCUCCCUGCGUCGACCGGGAAUCAGGGACGGAAAGGGAUGUGCCGCGGGGCCUCCGGACGCUGCUCUCCGGUGGGAUCGCAGCUGGAGGAUGCAGCGGGCUGCACUUAGGAUGCGUGCAGCGUAGCAGCAGCACCUGUGUACUGAGGCCCCACUAGCCCUGGGCAGGCAGGGAGGAGAUGCUGCUUGAAGCCCUGAUUGGUUAACGUGACAGUGCCUGGUGAACCACCAGCCGUGCCCCUGCUCCCUUUGUGGAGGGAGCAGAGAGCGCAGGAGCAUGGAGGAAAGUAAGAAUGAGAUGAUGAAUCGCGGCUCAUGGUCUCUAAUCGACCGGUUUGUCCAGGCCACCACCUGCAAAGGCACCCUCAAGGCCUUCCAGGAGCUCUGUGAUCACCUGGAACUAAAGCCCAAGGACUACCGCUCCUUCUAUCACAAGCUCAAGUCCAAGCUUAACUACUGGAAAGCCAAAGCCCUCUGGGCAAAGCUGGACAAACGGGGCAGCCACAAAGACUACAAGAAGGGAAAGGCCUGCACAAACACCAAGGUAAGGGCUUGGCUGCCCUCAGCCGGCCCCUGUGGCCUCCGCACCGCCAUUGACUUGUCCUUGUUGGGUGCCAAAGUGGUCGUUAUUGAGAAACGAGACGCCUUUUCCCGCAACAACGUCUUAAACCUCUGGCCGUUCACCAUCCAUGAUCUGCGAGGUCUGGGCGCCAAGAAGUUCUAUGGCAAGUUCUGUGCUGGAGCCAUCGACCAUAUCAGUAUCCGGCAGCUCCAACUAAUACUUUUGAAAGUAGCCCUGAUUCUAGGCAUUGAAAUCCAUGUCAACGUGGAAUUCCAAGGCCUCGUACAGCCUCCUGAGGACCAAGAGAACGAACGGAUAGGAUGGCGGGCACUGGUGCACCCGAAAACCCAUCCUGUAUCCGAGUAUGAAUUUGAAGUGAUCAUUGGAGGGGAUGGCCGUAGGAACACUUUGGAAGGAUUUCGUCGGAAGGAAUUUCGUGGCAAACUGGCCAUCGCCAUCACAGCAAAUUUUAUUAACCGUAACACUACCGCAGAAGCCAAAGUGGAAGAGAUCAGUGGUGUCGCUUUUAUAUUCAACCAAAAAUUUUUCCAGGAACUAAGGGAAGCCACAGGUAUUGAUUUGGAGAACAUCGUCUAUUACAAAGACGACACACACUAUUUCGUAAUGACAGCCAAAAAGCAGAGUUUACUGGACAAAGGGGUGAUACUGCAUGACUACACUGACACAGAGCUCUUGCUCUCUCGGGAGAAUGUGGAUCAAGAGGCUCUGCUCAGCUACGCCAGAGAGGCGGCGGACUUCUCUACCCAGCAGCAGCUGCCAUCUCUAGAUUUCGCCAUCAACCACUAUGGACAGCCUGACGUGGCCAUGUUCGACUUCACUUGCAUGUACGCCUCUGAGAACGCGGCCUUGGUGCGGGAACAGAACGGGCACCAGUUGCUGGUGGCCCUGGUGGGGGACAGCCUCCUCGAGCCUUUCUGGCCCAUGGGAACAGGAAUAGCCCGAGGCUUCCUGGCUGCUAUGGACUCGGCCUGGAUGGUACGGAGCUGGUCCCUGGGAACGAGCCCCCUGGAAGUGCUGGCGGAGAGGGAAAGCAUUUAUAGGUUGCUGCCUCAGACCACCCCCGAGAAUGUGAGUAAAAACUUCAGCCAAUACAGCAUCGACCCUGUCACCAGGUAUCCCAAUAUUAACAUCAACUUCCUCCGGCCAAGCCAGGUGCGCCAUUUAUAUGAUACUGGAGAAACGAAAGACAUUCAUCUGGAAAUGGAGAACCUGGUGAAUUCCCGAACUACCCCAAAGUUGACUCGCAAUGAGUCUGUAGCUCGUUCAAGCAAACUGCUGGGUUGGUGCCAGAGGCAGACAGAUGGCUACGCGGGGGUCAGUGUGACAGAUCUCACCAUGUCUUGGAAAAGCGGCCUGGCUCUUUGUGCAAUUAUCCACAGAUAUCGCCCUGAUCUGAUAGACUUUGAUUCUCUAGAUGAGCAGAAUGUUGAGAAGAACAACCAGCUGGCCUUUGAUAUUGCUGAGAAGGAGCUGGGCGUCCCUCCCAUCAUGACAGGCAAAGAAAUGGCCUCUGUGGGGGAGCCUGACAAGCUGUCCAUGGUGAUGUACCUGACGCAGUUCUACGAGAUGUUUAAGGACUCACUCCCCUCCAGUGACACCGUGGACCUGAAUGCCGAGGAGAAGGCCAUCCUGAUAGCCAGCACCAAAUCCCCCAUCUCCUUCCUAAGCAAGCUGGGCCAGACCAUCUCUCGGAAGCGCUCUCCCAAGGAUAAAAAGAAGGACGUGGACAGCGCUGGAAAGAGGAGAAAGACCAGUCAGUCUGAGGAGGACGAAGCCCCCCGGGGCUCCCGUGGAGAGCGGCCCCCGCUGGUGAGCACGCUGACUGACAGGAGGAUGGACGCCGCCCUUGGCAACCAGAACAAAGUCAAGUACAUGGCAACCCAGCUGCUGGCCAAGUUUGAAGAGAAUGCGCCCCCACAGUCCACCGGCAUCCACAGACAGGGCUCAGUCAAGAAGGAGUUCCCGCAGAACCUGGGGGGCAGUGACACGUGCUACUUCUGCCAGAAGCGGGUCUAUGUGAUGGAGAGGCUGAGUGCCGAGGGCAAGUUCUUCCACCGGAGCUGCUUCAAGUGCGAGUACUGCGCCACCACCCUGCGCCUCUCAGCCUACGCCUAUGACAUCGACAGUGGUAAAUUCUACUGUAAACCUCACUACUGCUACCGACUCUCCGGCUACACCCAGAGGAAGAGACCGGCUGUGGCCCCCCUGUCUGCAAAGGAGGCCAGAGGAGCCCUGCAGGAUGGCCCCGCUGUGGACGCAAGUGGACGGGCCAGCGCAGCUGCCAGCUCGGCCGAGAGGACCCCAGGCUCAAGUGUGAAUGGCCUGGAGGAGCCCAGCAUUGCCAAGAGGCUGAGGGGCACCCCUGAGAGGAUCGAGCUGGAGAACUACCGCCUGUCCGUGAAGCAGGCGGAGGGGCUGGAGGAGGUGCCCGAGGAGACGCAGGCGGAGCACAACCUCAGCAGCGUGCUGGACAAGGGCACCGAAGAGGACGUGGCCAGCAGCAGCUCCGAGUCGGACAUGGAGGAGGAGGAGGAGGAGGGGCCCCAGCUGCCCACGUCUGACCUGGGCGGUGUUCCGUGGAAGGAGGCCGUGAGGAUCCACGCUCUCCUGAAAGGCAAGAGCGAGGAGGAGCUGGAGGCCUUGAAGGACUACGAACUUGGGAAGGAGGAUGAGGAGGACGGAGAGGAGGAGGACUAUGAUGAUGAGGAGGAGGACUACGACGAGGAGGAGGAGGAGGAGGAGUCUAGUGAAGCCGGGAAGCAGAGGCUACGGCCGAUCAUAAACCCAGCUGACCCCUUGGAGAUCCAGGCUGAUGUGCACUGGACACACGUCCGCGAGAAGGAGGAGGAGGAGAGAGCGGAGCCCACCUCCGAGUCCUCUCCUUCUGGAGUCCCAUUUGAUGAGAAUAGCCUGGAGGAAGAUGUGAACUCGGAGCCUGCGGAGAUAGAAGGGGAGGCAGCGGAGAAUGGGGACACAGGGGACACUGGUGCUGAGCUGGAUGAUGAUCAGCACUGGUCUGACGAUGUCCCCUCGGACGCUGAAACCGAGCUCCGCUUGCGGCACCAGGAAGAGGUGGAAGCAGAGCUGGAGCUGCGGGUGUCAGAGAAUGAGGGGGAGACGCCACCCCCCACACCAAAGCUACAGGAGAGAGGGCCCUCCCAGGCCACCAGCCCUGUCCAGUCCCCUCAGGAGCAAGCUGCCAUCUCCUCCCUGGCCCACAGCCCCGUGGCAGAGGGGGCCCGAACCCCAUUUGCCUCCGUUGGCAGAAAAGUGAAGUCACCAGAGGAGCACUUUUUCCCUGAACUUUUGCUCCCUGAAGACAAGCCCAGCACCGACGUCCCCACUGGCCAGACGCUCGUGCCCUCUCCCAUCCGAUGCCAGCCGGUGGCCCUGCCAGACGCUAGGACGCCCCCCACCCCAGUCAGCCCUCCGCCAGUGUCCCCGCCGGCCGCCGCCACCAGCCCCUGUGCCCAGCUCCCCAUCUGCUCCCAGCCUCGGCCUGCCUCCGAGGUCACCGUCCCCUCGCCCACCACGUCCCCCAUACGCUUCCAGCCCGUCCCAGCCAAGACGUCUACCCCCCUCCCUGAGAAGAACCAGGGUGAGCCCAGGGACCGGCUGGACGAGACCCUGAAACGGAACGACCUGGUGGAGGAGUUCUGGAUGAAGAGCGCCGAGAUCCGCCGCAGCCUGGGGCUCACCCCCGUGGACCGGAGCAAGGGGCCUGAGCCCGGCUUCCCCUCGCCCACCCUCCAGUUGGCGCCCCUCAAGUCCUAUCUGGUGGAUAAGUCCCUUCCGGACGAGGGGUUCCGUCUCCAGAAACCUCCACCGAUCCCUAAGAGGCUGGGCCUGCCCAAGUCAGAUGGCGACCAGCUCUCGCUCCCCACCCCCAAGUCCCCAUCCGACAGGGAGCUGAGAAGCUCCCAGGAUGAGCGGAGAGACCUGUCCAGCAGCUCAGGCCUGGGCCUGCACGGGAGCUCGUCCAACAUGAAGACUCUGGGCAGCCAGAGCUUCAACACCUCGGACUCCGCCAUGCUCACGCCCCCCUCCAGCCCUCCACCGCCCCCUCCCCAGGAUGAGGAGCCUGCCACGCUGCUCCGGAAGCCAUGCCCACCUCUCGAGCGCCUGGAGGCUGAACCCAAGGCCUCAGUGGUCCCACCCCCACCUCCUGCCGCCUUCAUGCGGCCCCCCCGAGAGCCGGCGCAGCCCCCCCGGGAGGAGGUGCGCAAGUCCUUCGUAGAGAGCGUGGAUGAGAUCCCCUUCGCCGACGAUGUGGAGGACACCUACGACGAGCAGACGGAGGACUCAAGUCUGCAGGAGAAGUUCUUCACGCCCCCCUCCUGCUGGCCCCGCUCUGAGAAGCCCCUCCACCCAGCCCUGGCCAAGGAGAAUGGAAGGCUGCCGGCCCUGGAGGGCAGGGUCCUGCCUCCAAAGAGGGGGCUGCCCUUGGUCUCCCCCGAGGCCAAGGAGCUGGCCGAGGAGCGCAUGCGUGCCAGGGAGAAGUCUGUGAAGAGCCAGGCGCUGCGGGACGCCAUGGCCCAGCAGCUGAGCCGGAUGAAGGGGAUGGAGGUGGCGGCCGCAGUCUCCAGGCCCCCUGGGGGCAGCUCCCGCAGGGCGGCCUCCGCACCCUCUAAGGGCAAGGAGCUGAGCUCCGAGCCCCCCAGACGGCCUGCUCUCAGAGGUCGUGAGGAGCCCACCCCAAAGCGCGAGGCCCCUGGCGAGGAGGUCCUCUUGCCGCCCUCCGACUUGGGGGGCCCCAACGGGUCGGUCACCUCAUCUGAGAGCUCCAGUGGGAAGAGCAAGAAGCGGUCGUCACUCUUCUCCCCCCGCAAAAUCAAGAGAGAGAAGAAGUCCAAAAGCGAGGGCCAGGCCCCUGAGAAGCCCAGCCCGAGCCUCCUGGAGGAGGCGGCCGCCAAGCCCAGGUCCCUGUGGAAGUCGGUCUUCUCUGGGUACAGGAAGGACAGGAGGAAGAAGGGCGACGACAGGUCGAGCUCCAGCACCCCCUCCAGUGGGGCCACAGUGGGCUCCGGGCGCCAGCAGGUGUCUCCCAUCGUGAGGGCAGAGCUGCAGCUCCGGCGCCAGCUGAGCUUCUCCGAGGACUCGGACCUCUCCAGCGAUGACAUCCUCGAGAAGUCCUCCCAGAAGUCCAGACGAGAGCCAAGAACCUACACGGAGGAGGAGCUGAACGCCAAGCUGACCCGGCGCGUGCAGAAGGCGGCGCGGAGACAGGCCAAGCAAGAGGAGCUCAAGCGGCUGCACCGGGCCCAGAUUAUCCAACGUCAGCUGGAGCAGGUGGAGGAGAAGCAGAGGCAGCUGGAGGAGCGAGGGGUGGCUGUGGAGAAGGCGCUGCGGGGUGAAGCAGGCAUGGGCAAGAAGGACGACCCCAAGCUGAUGCAGGAGUGGUUCAAGCUGGUGCAGGAGAAGAACACCAUGGUGCGCUACGAGUCGGAGCUGAUGAUCUUUGCCCGAGAGUUAGAACUAGAAGACCGGCAGAGCCGACUGCAGCAGGAGCUCCGGGAGCGGAUGGCCGUGGAAGACCACCUGAAGACUGAAGAGGAGCUGUCUGAGGAGAAGAAGAUCCUGAACGAGAUGCUGGAGGUGGUGGAACAGAGGGACUCGCUGGUGGCUCUGCUAGAGGAGCAGCGGCUCCGAGAGAAAGAGGAGGACAAGGACCUGGAGGCCGCCAUGCUGUCCAAGGGCUUCAGCCUGAACUGGUCCUGAGCCACCACCCGUGCUCCGGCCGGUUGGUCCACUGGCCCCGCCUGACCCGGGCUGGGUUCUGCUGAGCCACACAGACUCCGAGAUCGGAGAGGGCCCGGCACUCCUGGGAGCGUGCACCCAAACGUCCACGUGCCUCUAGAAGAGGGGGUCAAGUCUCGUGUGCUGUGGGAAUCCCUGGGUGACGACCGUUAUCUGAGGUGACAGCCUCCUGGGAAGAGGCCCGUGUGGACUUCCCACCCCGAAGAGAGAGCAGCACAGUGCACUGUCGUCGGAUGAAGUGGCACAUCCUGCUGGGGGCACGUGUGGCUGGGCCUUCCUUCCACGGUGUGCUUGAUGAGACAGAAUCUGCUUCACCCUUGUCAGAACCACAGCCACCCAGAGCGAGCCUCCAUGGAGCCAAAGGGCGGCCGUCUUUCAUUCUCUCUGAAGCACCACCAAAGAAAUGAUGAGGUCACCGCCGUGAAAGCUGGGUGUGACCAGAGACCCAGAGGUGGGAUGGCCCACUGAGGGUGACCCCAGCCUUGCAGCGGAAGCUCCCAGGUCCUUCACACAGGUGCAGGGGGAGCAGGGGGGCUCCCAGCCAACGCCACACACUGGACUCUGUGGCCAGGAGCCCCAGGCAUCUUGCCGGCUGUGGCCUGACGCCUGUGGAUUGCUGCAUUCUGCUUUUAAUUCACAACCAUUUUGACACUGGAAAAUACUGACUCUGGGGGCUGGGGUGAGGCCUGCAUCUCAGGCCUCAGCUGGCAGAUGGGUUGUCACUGCUAGUGCUUCACACCGGGGCAGGAGGCCGUCCUGUUCGUGGCAUUUUUUCACUGUGUUUGCACAUUGAAAUGAAGCUGAUGGCCUGGCCAGACCCUCAGCCACUUUGGACCCUUUUUGUCCAUUAACUUAUUUUUUUAAUACUUGAAAAGAAGCAAUUUCAUUUUUAUAUCUUUACUAGAGACCCUGGCCGCCUGGCCUCUGGGUGCACAGCCUGUAUCUCUCCACCCCAUCCCACGGGAGGAUCCAACGGCGAGAGACGGCCCAGGACAUGUGUCUGUUCCUUGGCAUCCUUCAGAAUGUUACUGAUCAGUGGGUGUCAGGGAGCAGCUCGAGACCCCCAGGCAGGUCCUUGCUCCCAGCUUUUCUGACUCCUGUCCACAGGGUCCCACCCCUGCCUGCUAACCUGGCACCCUGAGCCCACCCCGGGGCCAGGCCUUUAGAAUCAGAACCAUCGUCAUCAUUUGAGGCCAAGCCAAAAGGCAAAGGUGCAACUCUCGCCUCUCCCUCUUGGGAUCCUGUUUUUUUCUGUUUUGGUGCCAGGGCUUCACCUCCCAUGACACAUUUGUUAAGCAAGUUUGGGGGCAAGCCCUCUCCCGGACUGAGACAGCUUAUGGUGGGUGCUCAUGCUCAGCUGGGCUGAGGAGAAGCCCCUCAACCCGGCCUGGGGUGAGACCAGAGAGCAGUGCAUCCGGUGAGGCGGGUGCUGGGUCAGGGCUGGUCUCGGGAGCUGGCCCUCCACCAGGCCAUCCCCCGGGCAGGCAAGCCUCUGAAUCCUGACGGUGACCAACACCAGGUAACCAGCUCCUUAUGCCAAAUGCUGCUCAUUUUGCAAGGUUCAGCCUUCGCCUGGCUGUGUGCAGCUCAUGGAGCCACUGACCUUCUGUAAAAGUGAGUGGGCCAGCCACAAAAUUAGCACAGAGCAAGCCCAAGGAGCAGGCCCACUGGGGCCAGCCCACCCCGUGAGGGGCUCUCCAGCCCUUUCCAGCACCACCGUACCCCAGCUUGAAUGCUCAUUCUAAGUGCAGAGGAAUGAAGAUCCCUGUCUUACGCCUUGCUUUUUCCAGAAGCUGCCGUCUCUCCUGUGGAAACCCAGGGGAUGUGCUGCUAGCAGCCAUCACUAGCUCUGACUUCUUCGCACCGUUUUCUGAUGAGGCAAAGCCUCCACUUUUAGUCUGUUUCUUAAAAGGGGGGGGGGGGUAGGCGAGGGUGUUAAAGAUUCCAUCUUCAAAUCCCAUCUUCCAAUAAAAUGGGACUGGGGACAGGACAUCCAUUGCCUGCCCAGCCGUCCCCCUCUCCACCUCUCAAAUGCCACCAUGACCGUAAAGCCCGGGAGCAUCACCUCCAUCCCUUGUAGCUCCUCCCAGCCCCAGAACAAGAGAGCCAUUCUCAGGGCUCCCCUUAAAGGGUGUGGUGAUAGUUACGUGCUGUAAGGGGCUAUGGUGGCAGGGACACUGGCCAUCACCUUCUGCCCCUCCUGCUGCCCAGCACUUGUCAACCUUGACACGGCUGCCUCCUUCCAAAGCACAUGCUGCUGCCCGCAGUUAAUAGGGGGAUGGAGACUUGUCAGAGGCCUCAGGAAUCCAUAAGCCUGCAGAAAGUUCCCCAGCUCACUGCUCCCCACAGUGUUAGGACUUCAGGUCCUGGAGGAGUGCCUUUUUUUUUUUUUUUUUUUUUAAAUCACCUCUGUUUUGUAACUGCUAGUUUGUGUUUGGUUUUAGUCCUGUGGCGAUGUGCUGAAUGAACCGUUUUCCAGCUCCGGAAAUGCAUGCUGCUUCCCAGCCAGGUUUUUUUCCCAAGAGCUGAAGUCCCCCUGCAGGUGGAGAGCAGGUACACACAGAGAGAGAACACGCCAGUUACUUUGAGUGAGUCCAAACACAAAGUGCAUGACACGGGGGGGGGCAGGCUGAACCUCUUCGGAGGGGAGGCAGCCCUCUGCUCCUGAGGUUGAGGGAUGGGCAGCCAGCAGUGGGCUGGGUUCCAAACCCUGCUAAGGGGAGAUCCGGGGGAGCGUUUGCCCCCAGGAGUGGUCCUCAAGCUGAUCUGGACCAACAAUGGUAACCUCUUUUUCACCCUAUCAAAAGAGGAGAAACUUUUUAGUGGGGCAGGAAAAGAACAGAGUGAAGAAGGCAGCAAUAUCUGAUCCACAAAUGGGUAUGGUCCACUUUAUAUGCAAUAAAAGUUUUUAAAAGAAAUA